Canis lupus familiaris (dog) is the source of this 888-nucleotide messenger RNA. RefSeq names its product myosin light chain 5 (gene MYL5). Gene Ontology annotation, molecular function: calcium ion binding. Gene Ontology annotation, cellular component: cytoplasm. The record is from RefSeq and is a predicted model, not a curated record. NCBI's taxonomy places the organism in Eukaryota, Metazoa, Chordata, Mammalia, Carnivora, Canidae. The transcript has 7 exons. The coding region runs from base 430 to 828 and encodes 132 amino acids.
CUGCGGCCCGGGGCCCCCGCGCCGGGGAGGGAGCCGCCACCACGCCCCGCCCCAGGUCGCCCGCAGGGGCCGCAACGGGAACGGGCUUCGAGGCUGGGCUGGGAACCCAGGGGUGAGCGGAGGGCGCCCCUUGGGGAGCGGCUCCCCUGCACGGGGCGGGGCCUUCCCGGGAGGAGCAGCCUGGCCGGCCGAGGGCCCCAGCAGCCCCGCAGUCUCCCCCUUCUGCUCCUCCGGCGGGACGCGGGGGGCCUCUCCUUUGAGUCGCUCCACCCUCUGAGCCUCUGCGCUCACCCUGUGACGUCAUGCCAGGCCAGCAGGAAAACGAAGAAGAAGGAAGGGGGGGGCCUCCGGGCCCAGAGGGCAUCCUCCAACGUCUUUUCCAACUUUGAGCAGACCCAGAUCCAGGAGUUCAAGGAGGCGUUCACGCUAAUGGAUCAGAACCGAGAUGGCUUCAUUGACAAGGAGGACCUGAAGGACACCUACGCCUCCCUGGGCAAAACCAAUGUCAAGGAUGAGGAGCUGGACGCCAUGCUCAAGGAGGCCUCGGGGCCCAUCAACUUCACCAUGUUCCUGAACAUGUUCGGGGCGAAGCUGACAGGUACGGAUGGCGAGGAGACCAUCCUAAACGCCUUCAAGAUGCUGGAUCCCGACGGCAAAGGCAGCAUCAACAAGGACUACAUCAAGAGGCUGCUGAUGUCGCAGGCAGACAAGAUGACUGCAGAAGAGGUGGACCAGAUGUUCCAGUUUGCCACCAUCGAUGCUGCGGGCAACCUGGACUACAAGGCGCUGAGCUACGUGCUCACCCACGGGGAGGAGAAGGAGGAGUGAGGGGCGUCUCCCCCAUCGCCCCCCAGGCUGCAGCCCGUUCAAUAAACAUGAACCCACAAA